This is a messenger RNA of Ramularia collo-cygni, 405 nucleotides long. RefSeq names its product related to protein kinase C inhibitor-I. Gene Ontology annotation, biological process: nucleotide metabolic process. Gene Ontology annotation, molecular function: catalytic activity. Lineage: Eukaryota; Fungi; Ascomycota; Dothideomycetes; Mycosphaerellales; Mycosphaerellaceae. The transcript is spliced from 4 exons. The coding region runs from base 1 to 405 and encodes 134 amino acids. The record is from RefSeq and is a predicted model, not a curated record.
AUGGCCGCAAAUUGCAUCUUCUGCAAGAUCAUCAAGGGUGACAUUCCCAGUCUGAAGCUCUUUGAGAGUGAGAAGACGCUCGCCUUUCUCGACAUCAAUCCUCUUGCUUACGGCCACGCGCUCGUCAUCCCCAAGCACCACGGCGCUAAGCUGACCGACAUUCCCGACGACGCCCUGUCGGAGCUCCUCCCCGUGGCCAAGAAGAUUGCCGCUGCCCAAGGUCAUGCCAACUACAACAUCCUCCAGAACAACGGCCRCUUGGCCCAUCAGGAGGUAGAUCACGUCCAUUUCCACGUCAUUCCCAAGCCCGACGAGGAGCAGGGCUUGGGCAUCAAGUGGCCUCAGCAGAAGACGGACAUGGACAAGCUCAAGGCAUUGCUGGAGGAGAUCAAGGCGAAGAUGUGA